AUGGCCACACCACACAUCUUGGUAUUUCAGAAUUUGGGGGCCAAGGCCAUGUUGACUCCAUCCAUACUCUUCCUGAUCAUCAUGUUCUUGCUAAUCCAUCAUCUUUCCAGGCUGAAUAAAAGAGAUGUUUCCACUGAAGUCUCAAAAUGCUCAAGGGCUCUCAAAUCUUUCUUUUUCUUUUUUUUUUCAGAUAUUAAUGAAUGCUUGCAACUGCCUAGGGUCUGUGCUUACCAGUGCCAUAACCUACAGGGCAGCUAUCGAUGCCUGUGCCCACCAGGUCAGGCAUUACUCCAAGAUGGCAAGGCCUGUGGUAGACUGGAAAAGAUAGAAGGCAAUGUUACCACCAUCAGUCACCAGGGAUCCUUCCUACCUUGGCUUCGACCCCGAGCCCGAGCUCAUGGGGGCUCCUACCAUGCCUGGAUCUCAUUCCGGCCCAUUGGAAGUCCCCUGAGCUCAACUGGUAGGACCUGGUGUCCAACAGGCUUCACCAGGAGGAAUGGAGCCUGCACUGACCUUGAUGAGUGCCAGGUGAGGACCCUGUGCCAGCAUGCCUGCCGCAACACUGAGGGCAGCUACCAGUGCCUUUGCCCAGCUGGGUACCGCCUACUCUCCAGUGGGAAGAACUGCCAGGACAUCAAUGAGUGUGUGGAAGAAGGCAUCAAGUGUGGCCCCAGCCAGAUGUGCUUCAACACCCGUGGCAGUUAUCAGUGUGUGGACACACCAUGCCCUGCAACAUAUAGGAGGGGGUCCAGUCCUGGGAUGUGCUUCCGUCGCUGUGCCCUGGAUUGUAGUUCCGGGGCCCCCUUCACCUUACAGUAUAAGCUUCUCACUCUCCCCUUUGGCAUCCGGGCCGAUCAUGAUGUCGUCCGCCUCACGGCCUUCUCAGAUGGGGGUGUCCUACCCAAUCGGACAGUCUUGACGGUGCUAGAACCUGAUCCUAAGAGUCCCUUUGCCUUGCGGGAGCCUCAGAGUGGACAGGGUGCAAUCUACACCCGCCGACCUCUCACCGAUGCUGGCGUUUACCGCCUGAAGGUGCAAGCGGUCACCUAUGGGGAACAUCGAAUACUCCGGUACCAGAACGUGUUUGUCAUCCUCAUCUCAGUCUCGCCUUAUCCCUACUGAAGGCUUUCUAGAGGCAAGGAACCCUGAUGUCCCAACGACUCCGGCCCCUCUUGGCUCUUCCAUUCCAUCAAUCAAUAAACAUAUAUUAAGCACCUACUAUGUGCCAAUCACGGUGCUAAGCUCUGGGGCACUGGGCUAAGUAAGCUGAAUGUGCUGAGUGCUUCCGUGAUUGCCGUGCCCCACAUCCCAGGUUUGGUGCAGAAUAUGGCUUCUCCCACUGUGCAUUCAGAAGACCCAUGAGAUCUCUUGGUAACCAGCUGAGCCGUGUCUGGCUUCCACCUCUGUCCCUUCCAUGAAACUACUACUGCCUGGGUCUCUUCAUCAUCCCCUCCUCUAAUCAGAGAUGGUGUGACCAAACCACGGAACCGUUAGACCCAGCCACCUCCGAGGACAAGCUAGGGAGAUUCUGAGCCCUCAGAUUUCCAGUGAAGCGGAGAAUUGACUUUCUAACUGUAAUUGAGGAUAUUUUUGUACAGUUGUCCUUGGUAAGGGGUGGGAGAGGCAGACCUUGGAGUCUCCCUAUGCCCCACCCCUGCUAAAUCUGGGAUCCUUGAAGCCAGGAGAGGCUUUGCUGUCUUUCACCGAUAUCAACUGCUCUUGCAACAGGCCCUCUAUCUGGCUCUGUGCGUCACCCCCACACGUGAGGCCCUUCAACAAACAAAAUCUAUAUCUGCAGCCUUGACCCUCUGGGAUAUGGACAGAGAUGAGAGCAAAGGGGAUAGGAACCAAACAUGAAGAUGUCAAAGUCUUUAGAGCUGGAAACUAGAAGAAUGUUGGUUCAACUCAGCAAAGUCCAAUAAGUCAGGACUCAGGGACCAGCUUCUCAAGCCUCAGGAACAUUCACAUCCACCCAUGAAGAAGUCAAAGCUUUUAUACUUGGGCCCAAGGGUUUCUGGGCCAUGGGGGAAGCACAGGCUUAGUGUAAAGUAUCUAUGGUAAAAGGAAGACUGAGGGGGUGGAGGAAAGGGCUGGCCUACAUCCAAAGAGGCUUGGUUCCUUAUCAGCCAGAUAUUUUUAUCUAGCUACAUCUGGCAGCUUUGUAUACCAUCCUAAAAAAAUAAAAUUAAAUAAAAGAUAUAUUAUUGACAAA
Molecule: messenger RNA, 2212 nt
Organism: Gracilinanus agilis (Agile Gracile Mouse Opossum)
Lineage: Eukaryota; Metazoa; Chordata; Mammalia; Didelphimorphia; Didelphidae
Product: hemicentin-2-like
Exons: 5
Coding region: 1-1122 (373 amino acids)
Molecular function (GO): calcium ion binding
Source: RefSeq, a predicted model, not a curated record